CCCCGGCAUCAACAUCCCCGACAUUGAGGUCAAUCCCGGAACUACCGUCGACGUCACUCGGGCGCUCACUCCACACGUGGAUUUCGCGCGGGGAUAGGUCGCGGCUCAGAAUCAUUUCUCAAUCUUGUUCUUAACGUCAGUGACUCACUUUGCCUCAAUGUGUAUUUGUUGGAUAGUCAGUGAUCAAUAUCUAAUUUUCGCAAACUGACAUGCCAACUGAAAGUAAAGAUUUGUUGGCUUGUUCAUCAUGAAGAUAAUAUGUGUGGUAUUAUUUCCAAAAGGAUAAUAUAUCACGAGUUACAACAAAGCCAUUGUACUUAUGUUGCUUAGGCGCAGAAAAGAAAUUGAAGCAGUGUGCUUGUUAUAGCGUUGGAUACCCAGGAAAGCUACAAUAUUUAGAUAAUGGUGGUGUCGGGAGACCAAAAGCGUUUAUGUCUCACCUGGGAGUUUUUAAAGCUCUCUUAGCAAAGCAUUAUAUCAUCCAAGACAAAGAAACCAAGUGGACUUAUCACACAGAGGAUCAGUACAAGAGGAAAUCUAUAGAGGCAGCACUACACAAGAAGGCAGACGCGAUGGUGCUGAUGCUCGGAACGUGCGGCGUCCGGUGCGGCAAGGCAGUACUUCUAGUGUUCAACCUCGUAUUCUUUAUGACAGGCGUGGCAGUGAUGGUGGUGGGCGUCUGGUGCGUCGCCGGGGAUGGGCGGGACGUGAUGCUCGCCCUCGCGCCCACACCGGCGGACACGCCUACGCUCAUCCACCUGGCUUAUGGCCUCGUGGGCGCAGGCGGGGUAGUCCUGCUGACGUCCAUUCUGGGCGUGUGGGCGGCGCUGAAGGAAAACAAAUGUGGCCUUGGAAUGUAUGUGACAAUCGUUGUGCUCGUGAUCACGGGCGAGGUUGCGGUGGGCGUUUUGGGCGUGAUGUACCAGCUGCGGGCGGUGAACAGCCUCGGCGAGUCUCUUACGACCCGACUCAAGGCGCUGUACGGCACGCCCGGCCACGAGACCUUCACGCUUGCCGUUGACUACGUACAAUACCAGCUGCAGUGCUGCGGCGUGUCGGGGCCAGCAGACUGGGUGGACUCGCGAUGGCUGGCGGAGCGCGCGGGUGGGCCGGGGCGCAUCGUGCCACUCACGUGCUGCACGCUGCACCCUGACGCCCACGCCCACAUCAACCCGAAGCCUAUUAACGUCACGCUGUGCCAGAGCGAGGAGGAACUCUCCAACCGCGUCGCGCGCUUCCAGCAGAACUACAUGAACGGGCGGUGUAGAAGGAAAUCCGUCUUAAGUCGGCGUCACAAUAUGCGAGCGAACAAACGUCGCGGAGGGAAAAGCAUCCUCUGGUGGCGGUAA
Penaeus indicus is the source of this 1349-nucleotide messenger RNA. Its product is annotated as CD151 antigen-like. The transcript is spliced from 6 exons. The record is from RefSeq and is a predicted model, not a curated record. Gene Ontology annotation, cellular component: plasma membrane. NCBI's taxonomy places the organism in Eukaryota, Metazoa, Arthropoda, Malacostraca, Decapoda, Penaeidae. Bases 432 to 1349 code for a protein of 305 amino acids.